Molecule: messenger RNA, 1868 nt
Organism: Mya arenaria
Lineage: Eukaryota; Metazoa; Mollusca; Bivalvia; Myida; Myidae
Product: putative sperm motility kinase W
Exons: 2
Coding region: 440-1333 (297 amino acids)
Biological process (GO): peptidyl-serine phosphorylation; autophagy
Cellular component (GO): cytoplasm
Molecular function (GO): protein serine/threonine kinase activity; ATP binding
Source: RefSeq, a predicted model, not a curated record
UCGCUUCCUGGAGGUUUACUAAGAUUUACAGCAAUAUAACCAACCAACGGAAUUCCAGCGUUCAAGCUCACACCGCUGAGUGUAACCGACAGUUUUCGGAACUGCCACUUUCAUAGGUGAAUACAGAACUGCUACACCACAUUUACUACUUCAAGGCAUUACAUCGUUUGUUUGUGCAAGUAUUUGUUUACGAUUAAUUCCAAGUUUUAUUGCGUUACAGAAGGAUUUGAAUUCGAUUAAUUUGAAAUAAUCAAACUGUGAAACGGCGGACAAUUAACGACAUCAAAUUGAGGCAUUUGAUUUUCGUACAAAAGAGAAUUGAAUAACACAUAUUUUUCUGACAAAAAAAAUGUGUACGGAUUUUAAAUUAAAAAUGCUAUACGACAAAUCGAUUAUUAACGGUGAAAGAAAAACUUACGCCUAAACAAUAUAGGCGUCCAUGAUUUCCAACAGUUUUACGCAAGAAGCGUGCACCAAACACUCGGAAGAUUACGAAGUUACAGAAAUGAUCGACUAUGGAAGCUUUGGUGACAUUUUCAAAGUUAAAACUGUAUCUGAUAACAAAAUAUAUGCAAUGAAGCAGAUCAAAUACAGGGGAUUAUUCCAAAACGACCCUUAUAUAAUGAACGAAAUAUACUGCCUAACUCAUCUGAAGCACAAAAACAUUAUCUGUCUUCACGAAAUCAUCAUUGACACUGAUGAAAUACACAUCAUCAUGGAAUAUGCAGCAAACGAAAGCCUUGACAAGUUCUUGGUCGACCACAAAGACAUGGAAUUCCACCACAGAUAUAAGCUGUUUUCACAGACAUUGCAGGGCGUCAUGUAUUGCCAUGAUAUGGAUGUAGCACACAGGGACUUGACACCUUCCAAUAUCCUCCUCACCAAGGACAUGGUCGUCAAAAUAGCGGACUUUGGGCUAGCUGUGAAAUGUUUCACAGAGUCUGGCGAGCCAGUCUACUGCACAGACUACAUCGGUCACACGUCCUACCUGGCACCAGAGGUCCUUUCACAGAACCCAUUCCUUCCCAAGCCAGCGGACCUGUGGAGCCUGGGUAUCACCCUUCUUUUCCUUAUAUUCUAUUCCGUCCCCUAUAACGGACUCCAAGAGGACGUACUUAAAGAUAUUUUACGAGACACCUGGACUACUUUUGUUGAAAGUAAAUCAAAAACUGCAGGGAUAGUGGUGAAACAAGACAUUGUGAACAUUGUUGAGAGCUGUUUACGAGUGAAAGUAAACUCUCGUCCGAGCAUAUGUGACUUGAUCAGAGAGUGGGACAACAUAGCCCCUGACUCACUGCUGGAUACGGAAACAUUUACGGUCGGGUCUAAAUAGAACUAUGUUCUUUGGUUGUGUUCUAAUUGACAGUGCUUCAUGCGUUUGUAAAGUAAUACAAUUAGGCGAACUACUAAGUCUUAUUUCUGAUGAAAAUUGUAUUUGUAUAUAUUUGUCUUGACAGUGAGCAUUUUCGUUGAUGGUCAUAUUUAAAAUGAUCUCAGUCAUUACAAGUUUUACAAACUGCAGUGUUUGACGAUCGUGACAUGCACUGUUUGACGAUCGUAUUCAGAUUCAUUGAUACUCGUCCACGGGGCGAAAACUAGCCAUAGUUAACAUACCAAGUCUCAUCACGUAUUGGCCAUUCCUUGUAGGGUAAAAUGAGUACGUUAUUUUGCACGCACAUAAGCUUUUUCAUAAGCUUUUUUAAUGUACCGGAGGCAAGUAUAUAAAAUUAUAUGAUUAUGCACAAAUAUUUAUUAACAGACGGAUAUUUAUUAAUUAAUUUUCUAUGUCUUUAAUACGUUUUUAUGUAUAUUUAAAAUAAUUCUAGUUUUUAUUGAAUGUUUGAAAAAUAAAUUAAAACAAAACGCAA